GCCGGUCAGAUUCUCGAUGCGGCUGGUCUCCAGGACGGCGAUCAUCUAAACCUCCUCGAUUGGAGCCCUAGCCGCAACCUGGCGAUCGUCCUCGACGACGUCGUGCACUCUCUGAACCCUGGCACCUCCGCUCAUGAGAUCGUCUUCGACUACAUGGGCAGUUCAAUUUCGAGCCUCAGCUGGGCUCCCGACGGCCGCCACCUCGCCGUUGGAAUGCACGAUUCGCUGAUUUACAUAUGGGACGUCGAACGAAAGUGCCCGACGAGGACUUUGAGAAAUGUGCACUGGAGAUCAUCUCGAGUCGGGUCUCUGGCUUGGAAAUGUGACAACAUACUGACCUCAGGAGGCUCAGACGGCAGAGUUGUCAACAGCGAUCCCAGGAUGCCGUCUGCAGCCCACGUUGUUCAAAGCUACCGAGGACACGGGCCCGGCGACAUUUGCGGGCUCAAAUGGUCACCUGAUCACGCAAGCUUCAAGCAACUAGCGAGCGGAGGCAGCGACGGCCUGGUUCAUGUAUGGGAUGCUCGCAAUCAGAAUCAGUGGGCUUUUCGUUUCAAGGUUGCUGCUAGAGAUGCUUCUGUCAGGGCCCUUGACUGGUGCCCUUUCAAGGGUUGCUUGCUGGCCACAGGGGGAGGUGUUGGAGGGGACGGCAAGAGCAACGGAUCGAUCAGGUUCUGGAGCACGCAAACCGGUGCUUGUGUGAGGUCGGUGAAGACCGGCAGCACCCGAGUCUGUGCUCUGAUGUGGAGCAAGAACAGCGAGCAGUUUUUGAGCUCGUGCAGCGGUACCGAUCAGGAUCACAUGACUCUCUGGGACUACCCAUCCUGUGUUAGGACAGGAGAGCUUGUGGGUCACGUCGCCCCAUACUUAGCUUUGAGCCCAGAUGGCACCACGGUUGCAUCGGCUACGGGGGGCAUCGACUCAACGCUGAGAUUGUGGAACGUUUUCCCCCCAGUUCCCAAGCCCACAUCUAGAGCUCUCUUCAGCGGUUCGUAUCAUGCGCACAUCAGGUCAUAUUUCCAAUGCUAAUUCUGGAGUGCGAGUUUGUUUCCCAGCAGCAAAAGUAUCUACAUUAUUUGAUUGCAUUAGUUCGUUAUCCCAAUGGUGGUAGAUGACUUCGGCAAGUGAAAAAUUAGAGGGGUUGGCUUUCUUGUGUGUGGGUAUGUCUUGGUGUGUGCAUGUGUGUGUUAUGCUUGUAUGUAUCUUUUAAAGGUUAAAAUUUGGGCUAUUUUUGGUUUUUGGUGUGAGUGUGUGCGUGUGUAGGUGUAUUUCAAGGUGUGUUAUUCUUAUUCUUUUUUCUAAUUGUUUUGGGUUAUUUUUGUUGUUAUGGUGCUGAUUUUCUGUGAACUUGUUCAACAGGAUUGUAUCUUUCUGAGGGGUUCGUGUGAGUUCAUUUCUGCUCUCAUUAUUACUUUUGUUUCUAGGUAUUUUGUGGUGUACUAGUGCAGGUUUUAUGUUCAAUUUCACUUUUACAGAGUUUGUUGCUCUUCCUUUUGUACUAUUAGUUGCUGGAUGUUUGUGUGUGUGCAUGUGUGUCUUUGUAUAUGUGUUUCUGUAUGUCUGUUUGGGGCAUGCAGGUUUUUCUUCUCUUUUUCCCCUGCAUUAAAGAAUGAAAAGCGAGGUCCUAUCUACUUUUAUUGAGAAAGAUUGCUCACCAGUUUCAUAUACUGAAUUGCGUUUUUUUUUUUGAGAAACAUAUUGAUAAACACCUGGACAGUAUUAUAUUUAAGAAAAAGAAUGACUGAGAAAUGAACUUUUUUGUUGGUGUGAAGACUGUUAAAUUGAAUCAGUGUGAUUGAUACAUCUGCUUGUACUUUGAGGAGAAGAUAGCUGUCAGGUUUCUACUUUUUGUAGUUAUCAACAAUUAUUUUCUUAAAUAAGGUACUUUGUUAUGAUAUUCACUAACUGAACACAGUUUUGAAGCCUGUGCAUUACUUAAUAUUGAAGAUUGCUUUUUUAGGAGUUUGACUGACCGAAUUUGAAACAGGAGAAAUUUCAUUAAACCAUGUUUCACAUUCUUCUAAUGACACUUAAUGCACAUUCAUACACUUAAAACAUAAUACCAGAUACUAACACAAUUUUCAAAUGCUUCAGAAUUUUAAUGGUUGUUUUUUUAGUAAUCUUGUAAAUUCAUCAAAACAUAUAUGUUGGUGGAAAAUAUUACCUCAGUUAUUUUGUUGAAUUUUCCUAACCAAUUGUCCAUUUUAAGAAGAUUUUCCAUACAAACAUGCUCCUCCAUCUCUUACACAUCUUAUGCUCUUACCCUUCAUUACAAAAAUCCCGUGCUUGUCUAUUUAUUUAUUUUUGCAGCCGUACUUUCUCAGCAUUUCGCUUUUUUUGCCUUUAAUUGCAAUUGGUUGCAUCUCCCAAUUGGUGACGGUCUGAUAGGUAAGUCUGGUAAGUGCAAAAACAAAUUUUUUUUACUGGUAAGUCUAUGUCUACUCUGAUUUAGUUGAUUUUUUUUAAAAGCAUGUAGCUGGGGACUUGUGUAGGUCUCCUAGCUGUAGUUCAUGUUCGCCUCAUUUUGCUUGGUUUCGUCUCUUCAGGUUUAUCACAAAUGCAAUAAGUUUCAUAUAUAGUACGGGUUAAGAACUUUGUUAGUCUAGCGCUAUCAGUAGGCAAGGCUUGGAAUUUGUAGAAGUUGCAGAGGACUUUACAACUACAUGAUUUGUAGUAGUUGCAGAGGAGUUUACAACUACAUGGACCAGUAUCCCUCCAGCAACCAAACGAAAUGCAACGAUUCCGAUUACUCGGGUUUUCUUGCAAGCUAAUUACUUUUUCAUACUGCAGUCAACAGCGCAUCCUUGAAAGAAAAGUUGUGAGCAAGUUUCCAGUAUUUGCGGAGGCUCUUGUGUCUGUCGCCUUGAAUUUCCGUCCUCCGUGUUUACUGAUUUUUUUAAUUAAUUGAGUAUGAUUGUAAAUUUAUAAUGCGACUUAGUGUAAUUGAAAGUUCUUUUUUUAAGGAUGUAAUAAAAAUACACUUCCGAGUUCCAUGGUUUA
Molecule: messenger RNA, 3000 nt
Organism: Asparagus officinalis (garden asparagus)
Lineage: Eukaryota; Viridiplantae; Streptophyta; Magnoliopsida; Asparagales; Asparagaceae
Product: cell division cycle 20.5, cofactor of APC complex-like
Exons: 2
Coding region: 154-1029 (291 amino acids)
Biological process (GO): positive regulation of anaphase-promoting complex-dependent catabolic process; anaphase-promoting complex-dependent catabolic process; positive regulation of ubiquitin protein ligase activity
Cellular component (GO): anaphase-promoting complex
Molecular function (GO): ubiquitin ligase activator activity; anaphase-promoting complex binding; protein binding
Source: RefSeq, a predicted model, not a curated record